UUAGAGGUUUUGGGAGGAUACCUCCCACCACUGGGCUGAGCAGGCGGGGAGGGAGGUUCUUUGGCUGCCGGAGAGCAGAGAGGCCUCAGCGCUAUGGCUCGGCUGAACGUGACCGAGGUUUUUGCCAACAUACGCCUGCCGGGACACCUCCACACCCAGAGCUCCCUCCACUUUGCCAGCAACUUUGAGUUCCAGGACACAGAUGUCCUCCUCGUCACUUACCCCAAGUCAGGCACCACUUGGAUGCAAGAAAUCUUGACCUUGAUCCGCAGCAAUGGCAACCUCGAGCCCGUAAAGACUCUUCCCAACUGGGCUCGAGCCCCCUGGUUAGAGCACAUCUAUUUCCGAGAGCAACUUCAGCACAUCCGGUGUCCUCGCCUCCUCACCACCCACCUGCCUCAGCCAGUACUGGCACCUGCCCUGAAGAAAGCUAAGCCCAAGGUGAUCUAUGUGGUCAGGAACCCAAAAGAUGUUGUGGUGUCCUACUACCAUUUCCAGAGAAUGGCCAAGUUCUUCCCUGAACCAUCCUCCUUCGAAGGCUUCCUUCAUGAUUUCAUGGCUGGCACCGUGCACUACGGAUCUUGGUUUGAGCAUGUGAAAGGCUGGCUCAGCUGCCGAGAAGAGCUGGGCCUGUUUUGCAUCACCUACGAGGAGCUCCAUCAAGACCUGAGACACUGUGUGGAGCGGCUGAGCGCCUUCCUGGGCCGCCCGGUUCAGCCAGAGCAGGCCAACCGCAUCCUGGAGCACUGCAGCUUUGCGGUCAUGAGAGAGAACCUCAUGGUGAAUGGCCGGCUUCUCCCUCCUGAGAUUAUGGAUUUCCAGAAAAGCCAGUUCAUGCGGAAAGGUAUUGUUGGCGACUGGAGGAACCACUUCUCCCCCAAGCAGAGCGCUCUAUUCAACGAGAGAUACCAGCAGGAAAUGGGGGGCCACCCCUGGCCCCUCCAGUGGGACAUGGACUGACAGCAGCGGCUCCAAGACCUCCGUUGGCCCUUGCAAGGUGCGGCUUGUCUCAGGACGGCAGCUCCCGCGUCGGACUUUCUCCCACUGGGAAGAGGAACUGGGAAGUAGCCCAGCAAGGGGGUCACACCAGUCUGGGGCUGCGAGAGAGAAUUCUUACACCGCCAGAAAAAGCCGCCUGGUAGCCAACAGGGUGACUACAAGACAGGUGGAAACAAGCCGCUCCCUCAACCGAGGGGACCAAAGAGUUUCUUUACAAGCAGGGCGGAAGGAAGGCCACCUGCACAAGGGUCUCUAGGUUUAGAGUUCAGGACUUGUUUGAGUCACACCAGUUGCUGGAAAUCUUCUUACGUUCUUCAAUAAAUCUGGCUUAUUCACCGUG
Molecule: messenger RNA, 1339 nt
Organism: Notechis scutatus (mainland tiger snake)
Lineage: Eukaryota; Metazoa; Chordata; Lepidosauria; Squamata; Elapidae
Product: sulfotransferase 2B1-like
Molecular function (GO): sulfotransferase activity
Source: RefSeq, a predicted model, not a curated record